CGUUUACCUACCUGCCUAUCAGGGUCGCACUUGCCCCCGACGGGAAUAUCACUUCUUUGCAACCUCGCAACGUCUUCGCACUCCCUUUCGCUGAAAAAUGCCAUUGUCGAAAACAUCAGCCCGUCCUGCAUCGUGAACAUGGAUCCUGCCAUCCAGUCAAGAUUUUGCGACCAGGUCCGCCGCUAUGGACACGAGCUUCUCUCCUUCGUUGCCCAGGAGCUUGGCUUUGCCCCGGCUGCCCUCUCCAUCACCCUAGAGAGGAUCGAUUUGCCCCCCAACGAGGUGAACUGGGUGUGGUUUGUUGGCAGCGUCGACACGGCUACCGAGCAGGCCAUCCUGCGGUUUUUCCAGACGGACGCGGGAAGGAGAGCAUUGCUUGCCAACGGUCCGGACCCGCUCGAAUUCAAGCUGGCCACCACACUUCUGCGUCUCCCUGCCAGUCAGGCAGAACAUCCGCUCCAUCCGGACCUUCCGGCUCAUCUGAGGGCAGCCGUGACCCCGCUUCCGGGAGACCAGGAGGUUAUUAUCCUAUCCGGACCAUCGCCUGAGCAAUAUGUUCGCGGCACUGGUGGAGCUACUGGUUGGCUACAGACCUUCCCUCACAUGCAGUUCUCUGAGGUCCUGUAUCUCCACCUUCGGGGACAACUACAAAGUACUAAUGGCUACGAAGGAGUCCUUGGUGCCUGGGUCGUGGAUUCCGGGAUAUCAACCGUCUAUGGGCACGUUGCUGCCAUAGUUGGGGCCCGGAGCGUGUUGGUGUCUCCGCUGACCGGGCUGACCGGUCAGACCGGUCAUGCUGAGAGCAGAGAGGCCAAUUGAUAUUGUGGAAAUGGGGAUAAUGGAAUGGGACCUGUCUGCCGAUCUUGCCCCGGCGCAGCAGGUGUAGAUACGCAUGUAAGCCGACGAAGCCAUCCGGCCUGCAGGUGAUUGGGAUGCGGGACUCGGACUUGAUUCCAAUGAAACCACUUGGCGGGAACUCGAUAAGAGGGCCAACGCAUAUACCAAGUGAGAAGUUCCCAAAGAAUGCGUUGGGCAUCAGGUAUAAAAGGCAGCUGAAUUCCCGCGUUCAACUCUGAGCUUAGCUUUAUAUACAUCCGUCCUCUCUUCCCGCCAUGUUCCUCUUCGCUCAUCUUGUCCUUGUCUGCCUGUGGGCAUGUCAGGUGAAUACUGUCCUUGCCCUCUUCAAACCUAACUUCCUACCAA
This is a messenger RNA of Canariomyces notabilis, 1203 nucleotides long. RefSeq lists its product as uncharacterized. Lineage: Eukaryota; Fungi; Ascomycota; Sordariomycetes; Sordariales; Chaetomiaceae. The record is from RefSeq and is a predicted model, not a curated record. The transcript has 3 exons. The coding region runs from base 139 to 819 and encodes 226 amino acids.